Molecule: messenger RNA, 1540 nt
Organism: Aspergillus uvarum CBS 121591
Lineage: Eukaryota; Fungi; Ascomycota; Eurotiomycetes; Eurotiales; Aspergillaceae
Product: MFS general substrate transporter
Exons: 4
Coding region: 33-1499 (488 amino acids)
Biological process (GO): pantothenate import across plasma membrane
Cellular component (GO): plasma membrane
Molecular function (GO): pantothenate transmembrane transporter activity
Source: RefSeq, a predicted model, not a curated record
CUUCACCACCUUCGAACAAUUGUAGAGACACGAUGGCCUCGCUUCGCAGUUGGCUGGCUAUCCGACUGUGGGGGCCCGAGCCCAAGACCCGCGCUCUGCUGGCUAAACUCGACAUCACUCUUUUGCCCUACUUCUCCUUGGUUUGGUUUCUCUUUGGCGUCACCCGAUCCAGCUAUUCGUCCGCCUAUAUCAGUGGGAUGAAAGAGGCGCUCGGAUUCCAGGGCAAGGAGUACAACUACAUGAACACUGCCUAUCUGGUGGUGUAUGCGGUGUGCCAGAUGCCCGGCACCAGUCUAUUGACCAUCGCCCGCCCUAAGUAUGUGUUUGUCACCGCCAAUGUGACCUGGAGCGUCUUGACCCUGAUCACCUACAAGAUGACGCGGGCCUGGCAGGUCAUCUUGCUGAAUGCGAUUGAAGGAGGCUUCUCGGCCAUUGCCUAUGUCGGCGCCCAGUUCAUUCUCGGCUCGUGGUAUCAGAAAUCCGAGCUCGGGAUGCGGGCAGCAGUCUUCUGCGUCUUUGGCCAUAUCGGCACAAUGGCUGGGGGAUGGAUCCAGGCUGGUCUGCUGGCGGCACUGGCGGGCAAAGGGGGUCUGCCAGCCUGGAAAUGGAUCUUUAUCAUUGUUUCCGUGAUGACCGUCCCGGUUGCACUCUUCGGCUGGGUGUUCAUUCCCGACCUGCCAUCCCACCGGUCCGCCUGGUAUCUCACCGAGGAGCAGAAAGAGCACGCGGUGACACGACUCGGCCUCGUGCGCAAGCAAUCCUGGGAUGCCACCGUCUUCAGGCGUGUCUUGCUCAGCUGGCAAUUCUGGCUCUUGCCGUUCAUCUUCAUGCUGUACUCCCUGUCGGUGCAAGAGGUGUCCAACAAUGUAAUGCCCUACUGGAUGGCUUCCAGGGGCUACUCGACCAUCCAACAGAACAAUUAUCCUACCGGAAUCUAUGCCGCCGCCAUCUUUGGCACGGUACUCUACGCCAUCAUCUCCGACCGACUCCAGUCACGCUGGCAGGUCUCGCUCGCAAUCGGCUUCACUUUCGUCAUCGGCUCCGCCAUCCUCGUCUCCAGCCCAUCCACCGACGCAGGAUACUUCGUGGCCUUCUACCUGAUCGGCACCACCUAUGCGCCCCAAGCGAUCUGGUACUCCUGGAUGGCCGACGUGACCGCCCAUGAUCUCCAGCUGCGGGCCAUCACCACCGGGUUUAUGAACUCGUUCGACUUUGCCUUCGUCACCUGGUGGCCGUUGAUCUUCUUCGCGGCCGACGAUGCGCCCAACUUCCACAAAGGGUAUAUCGCGAGUUUGGUGACGGGGGCGUUGACCAUCCCAUUUAUUGGACUAAUUGCCUAUCUUGAGAAGCGAGACCUGGCGAGAGGGAGGAUUGGCGUGACGACGAGAGAGCCUCCUCUCAUCGAUGAGCGGAGAACCUCGCGCGAGGGAAGUCCGAACACUCCAAACAAGAUGGGCGAUGACUCUAUUGUGGUGCGACCGGCUGAGGUGGGUGUUUAGAGGACAUCGACGAUGCUGGAUCCAUGCUAUGAUCUUAGCAC